Ipomoea triloba (trilobed morning glory) is the source of this 5989-nucleotide messenger RNA. Its product is annotated as lysine-specific demethylase lid. Gene Ontology annotation, cellular component: nucleus. The transcript is spliced from 34 exons. Gene Ontology annotation, biological process: chromatin remodeling. Gene Ontology annotation, molecular function: DNA binding; histone demethylase activity. Lineage: Eukaryota; Viridiplantae; Streptophyta; Magnoliopsida; Solanales; Convolvulaceae. The coding region runs from base 297 to 5861 and encodes 1854 amino acids. The record is from RefSeq and is a predicted model, not a curated record.
CCCCCUAAAUCAGUUCCUAAUUCAUUAACGAGAAACUCUCCUAUUUUCAGUUCCUUACUCUAAAAAACAAAUACGACAUAUUGACACAAGGAUACUAAAGUAGAUAGAUACAGAGAGAGAAAAUCUGAGCAUGAAUCCUUCUGCAAGAAACUCUUGAGAAAGCAAAGAUUGAAACUUUAGGAAGAAAGAUUGAUAGUUUUUGAAGAAUUUGUGCACGUAGACAGUGUAUUCUUUUGCAUGUGUUCAUCAAUGCUUGACGAUAUAUAAGUAAUAGUUGAUUAGAUGUGUGCAUAUUGAUGGGGAGAGGGAGGCCAAGGGCAGUGGAGAAAGGGGUGUUAGGGCAAAACACAAGCGCAUCUAGAAGUGGGUCGUUCAAUAUACCACCAGGGCCGGUGUAUUAUCCGACUGAGGAAGAUUUCAGGGACCCUUUAGAGUAUAUAUAUAAGAUCAAGGAAGAGGCUGAGAAGUAUGGGAUCUGUAAGAUUGUACCUCCCAAGAACUGGAAACCCCCUUUUGCGUUGGAUAGAGAUUUAUUCACAUUUCCCACAAAAACUCAGGCCAUUCAUCAGCUGCAGGCACGCUGUGCUUCAUGUGAUCCUAAGACUUUUGAGCUAGAGUAUAAUAGGUUUUUAGAGGAGCACUGUGGAAGGAAGGGGAAAAAGAGGGUUGUGUUUGAAGGGGCAGAAUUGGAUUUCUGUAAAUUAUUUAAUGCAGUGAAGCGGUUUGGAGGCUAUGAAAAGGUUGCAAAGGAGAAGAAGUGGGGGGAAGUGUUUAGGUUUGUGCGUUCAGGUGGGAAGAUCACAGAGUGCGCGAAGCAUGUCUUGUCUCAGCUGUACCUUGAACAUUUGUAUGAUUAUGAAGAGUAUUGUGCUAAGUUGAAUAAGGUUAGGAAUAAGGGUUGUAAACGAAGAUCUAUACCUGAUAGAAAAAGUGUGCAUGAGUUUGAAAGUUCUAGUUCGAAGAGAAGGCGAAAGAAUACUGAGGGUGAGAGACAUGAAAUGCACAAAGCAAAGGAGGAAGAGUUUGACCAAAUAUGUGAACAAUGCAAAAGUGGUCUGCACGGGGAAGUAAUGCUUCUCUGUGAUCGAUGCAAUAAGGGCUGGCAUAUUUAUUGUUUAUCACCACCUCUAAAACAAGUUCCACCUGGGAACUGGUACUGCUUAGAGUGCUUAAAUUCUGAAAAGGAUAGCUUUGGUUUUGUGCCUGGCAAGGAUUUUUCAUUGGAAGCUUUUAGGCGUGUGGAUGAUCGAGCUAAGAGAAAGUGGUUUGGAUCAUCAUCUGUCUCACGGGUUCAACUAGAAAAGAAGUUUUGGGAAAUAGUAGAGGGAUUAGCAGGUGAAGUUGAUGUUCUCUAUGGCAAUGACUUGGACACUUCUGUUUAUGGGAGUGGAUUCCCUCGUGGAACCGACCAAAGGCCUACAACAGUAGGAGCUGAAAUAUGGGAUGAGUAUUGUGCUAGCCCAUGGAAUCUUAAUAACUUACCCAAGUUGCAAGGUUCAGUGCUACAAGCUGUUCAUCAAAACAUUGCUGGUGUUAUGGUGCCUUGGCUUUACAUUGGGAUGCUAUUCUCUUCAUUCUGCUGGCAUUUUGAAGACCAUUGCUUCUACUCCAUGAACUAUCAUCACUGGGGGGAGCCAAAAUGCUGGUAUAGUGUUCCCGGUAGUGAAGUCCAUGCUUUUGAGAAGGUUAUGCGAAAUAGUCUCCCUGAUCUAUUUGAUGCACAACCAGAUCUCUUGUUUCAGCUUGUAACCAUGUUGAAUCCAUGUGUCCUGCAAGAAAAUGGAGUCCCUGUUUACAGUGUCUUGCAGGAGCCUGGCAACUUCAUUAUUACCUUCCCCAGAUCUUACCACUCAGGCUUCAACUUCGGCUUAAAUUGUGCUGAGGCUGUCAAUUUCGCACCUGCUGAUUGGCUACCUCAUGGUGGUUUUGGAGCUGAAUUGUACCAACUUUACCGAAAAGCUGCUGUGUUAUCUCAUGAAGAGCUGCUCUGUGUGGUGGCAAAGAAUGAUUUGGAUACUAAGGUCUCACCAUACUUAAAAAUGGAACUGCUUAGGGUCUAUAAUAAGGAAAAGUCCUGGAGAGAGCGACUUUGGAGGAAUGGCAUAGUUAACUCUUCAACAAUGUCACCUCGUAAGCAGCCUCAGUAUGUGACUACUGAAGAGGACCCUACAUGCAUUAUAUGCCAACAAUAUUUGUAUCUUUCUGCUGUAGCAUGCAGCUGUAGACCAUCUGCUUUUGUUUGCCUUGAGCACUGGGAACACCUAUGUGAAUGCAAGGCCAACAAACUUUGCCUUCUUUAUCGUCAUACUCUGGCAGAGUUGCGUGAUCUAGUCCUCUUUACUGACAAGCAUUGUUCUGAGGAUGCAGCCAAAAACAUUCAAAACCAGGCUCUAUCUUCGAUUGAUUCUGCUGCACUAUCAAAAAAGGUUAAAGGUAACUCUGUCAACCAUGAGCAGCUUGCUGACAAAUGGCUUUUGAAGUGUAAUAAGAUUCUGCAGAGUCCAUAUUCCAGUGAUGCUUAUAUCAAUGCAUUGAAGGAAGCUGAACAGUUUCUGUGGGCUGGUCAUGAAAUGGAUCCUGUCAGAGAAAUGGCAAAGAAAUUGAUUGAAUCUCAGAAUUGGGCUCAAAACGUAAGAAAUUGCCUCUCUAGAUUAGAGUCAUGGUCAUGUAAUGGUGAUCAUGAUUUUGAAAAGGUCCAGAUGGAGCUUGUUGACAAUUUGCUAAGUCUAAGUCCUGCCCCUUGCACUGAUUCUGCCUAUCUCAAAUUGAAGGAUUACCAGAAAAAAGCUAGAGUUCUGAUUCAGGAAAUUGAUUCUGUUCUUUCAUCAUGUCCGAAGAUUUCUGUAGCUGAAUUGGAUAACUUGCAAUCUAAGAUACUUGGUUUGCCUAUCUAUGUAAAAGAAAGUGAGAACUUGAUACGGAUACUGUCUUCUGUUAAGGCAUGGAAAGACACUGCUAGAAAGUGCAUCUCUGAGAAGUUUCCUGCUGCAGUGGAGGCAGAUGUUCUCUACAAAUUGCAAGAGGAGAUCCCAGAUCUUCAAGUUGAACUCCCUGAAGUUAAAAUUUUAUUAGAUUUAAUUGGAAAAGUUGAACUAUGUCGCUCUGAGUGCAAAAAGAUGUUGGAAGGUUCUAUUAGCCUAAAGCUUGUACAGGAACUUGAAUUACUUAUAAAUGAAUGGGAUGCUUUUACUGUUAACAUUCUGGAGCUUGAACUUCUGAAACAAUAUCAUAAAGAUGCUGUGUCUUGGAAAUCCCGUGUUAAGAGCAUUCUAGUAAACAUCAGUGAUAGGGAGGAUCAGGAACAUGUUGUUGACGAGUUAACUUGCAUUCAGAGGGAUGCAUCUUCUCUGAAAAUUCAAGUUGAGGAGCUGCCUUAUAUUGAAAUUGAGUUAAAAAAGGCUAGCUGCAGGGUAAAAGCAUUGAAGGCACUUCAUGGCAAAACAUCUAUCGAUUUUAUUGAGCAUCUGAUGGUGGAGGCUAGCACAUUGCAUAUUGAGAAAGAGAAUAUUUUCAUUGAUAUUUCUGGGAUAUAUGCAAUUGCUGUUUCUUGGGAAGAAAAAGCAAAGCAUUUACUUGGAAGUAAGGCAGAUAUAUCUGAAUUCGAGGAUGCUAUUAGGGCUUCUGAAAAUUUGAUUGUCAUUCUACCAUCUCUUGAUGAUAUUAAGGAUGCAAUUUCCUUGGCCAAGUCUUGGCUACUCAAAUCUAGAGCAUUUAUAACAGAUAAUUCACCCGCAGCAUUCACUCCAUGCUUUUUGCAUAAAGUUGAGGACCUGAAGGAGUUGGCAUCUCAGUCAAAGCUUCUGAAGAUAUCUUUGAGAGAACAACCACUCAUUCAGACACUCCUUGAUAAGUGCAUGAAAUGGAAGCAGGAUGCCUGCUCUUUGUUGAAUGAUGCAGAUUGCCUUUUGAAUGUUGAUGUUAUGGGUGAUCAAAAUUUUAGCUCUCUCAGUCAAAAACUUGAACAUCAAAUUUCAUUAAUGGAGAGUGCCAUACAAGCUGCUCACUAUCUUGGCUUUGAGUUUGAUAUGAUUUCUAAACUUCAAGGUGCCUGCUCUACUUUCCAGUGGUGUGUCAAGGCUCUUUCUUUCUCUUCUACUGUUCCUUCCAUUGAGGAAAUUGAAAAGAGUUUGGAAAUUGCUGGCCGUUUCCCAACUAUAUAUGCAUCUUGUAGGUUGUGUAUUGUGCUGUUUGAUGGGGUAAUUUGGCUUAAGAAAGCCUUGGAAGUUUCUGUUCCAUCUAAUCUCAGAAGAUACAACUUAGAGGAUGCUGAGGAAGUACUUAGACAGUCUCAGAAUGUUCAUGUGUCAUCUCCUGUGAUAGUCUCUGAACUUAAGAAGGCUAUUGGGAAGCAUAAUUUGUGGCUGGAGCAAGUGCAAUUAUUUUUCAGCCUUGACUUGAGGGAUCGGUCAUUGGACAUGUUACUGCAGCUUAAGGAACUUGGAAGCAAUGAUGCAUUUAAUUGUUCUGAAAUGGACAUGGUUUUCUCUGAGGUUCAUAAAAUAGAGGAGUGGAAGCAUCGCUGCGUAGAUAUGUUUUGGACUUCUGGAGAUGCAAAUAUACUGUGUAGUGCUCUUUUAGAGAUUAGAAAUACUCUUGGUAGGUCAUUUUGCAUUUUUGACGGGUCUAGCUGUUCCAAAAUCCAAGAUCUGUGUAUAUUCUGCUCAACUGCUACUGACAACCAGAAGCUUUUGACUUGUUCUUCUUGCAAGGACUGCUUCCACUUGGGCUGCAUUGGACAACCAUCCUUGGAAACAAGUGUUCCAUUUACUUGCCCCUAUUGCCAAUUCAUGAGAAGUGGGAAAAUAUCUAAAAGUGGUUAUCUGCUGAAAAUAGGGCGGAAGCGUUUUGAAUUGAAGGAGCUCAACAAGCUUUUGUCAGAUGCUGAGGAUCUCUGUUUAUGGAUUGAGGAAAUAUCAUUACUUAGCCAAAUUGUGGACAAAGGUCUUGAGCUUAGUGCUUGCUUAGGAGAAAUCUUGGAUUUUGCAUUAGCUUGUGUUGACAAGGAUCUGAGUGUUGUUUCUACAAAACUGUGUGUUGCACUGAAGGCAGUAGAUGUGACUGGUUUUCAUGAAUGUGAAUCAAACUGCAAAUUGGAGUUGGCAUUGUCAAGAAAUUCAUGGAGAGUUGGAGCUCAAAAACUUAUGGACGGUCCACAGAAGCCUACAAUUCAACAGCUUCGGCAGCAUUUAAAAGAGGGACUAGCUAUAAGCAUUUCUUCCAAAGAUUACUUUAGACAGAGACUGAAUGAAGUAAGGAAUAUAGGAUUGCAAUGGGCCGACACUGCAAAGAAGGUUGCUGCAGAUGGUGGUGCACUUCAACUGGAUAAAGUCUUUGAUCUCAUCUCCGAGGGUGAAAACUUGGCUGUGAAUUGUGAGAAGGAACUGAAAUUGUUGAGGGAUCGGAGUAUGCUUUAUUGCAUCUGUCGGAGACCAAAUGAUCAGAGACCAAUGAUCGCGUGUGAUAAAUGUGAUGAGUGGUACCAUUUUGAUUGCAUUCACUUGUCUUCCUCUUCCCUCCCGAAAACCUACAUCUGCCCAGCUUGUAUUGAUGAAAGGGAAGAUGCCGACAAUGCAUCAAUACCAACUAGUGAAGAGGGGUGUGGCAUUGGAAAACCGAAGGAGCCCCAAACACCUUCUCCUCGACACACAGAGGCGAGAAGGAAGAGUAGAAAACUGAAAGCUGCCAUUGACAUUGCCAUUGCCAUUGGCGAGGAAAAAGCAGCAGCCCCAAGGCAGUGUAGUAAUGUUGUGGGAUUGUUGUUGUGGAGAAACCGGAAGCCAUGUAAAAGAGCAGCUCGGAAACGAACAGAUCUGGAGAGCUUGUCUCACUGGUUUUCUUCUGUAAAUAAUAGUAAUUCAUAGCGUCGAAUACACACAACAAUCUUUUUCUUCAUUCAAUUGAUUCCCAUUUUUGCAGUCAGUUUUAGUUGCAGCAAAUUUUGAAUGUUGUAUUCAUCAUCUAAAUACAAUACAAUACAAUUAUUAGACCA